Messenger RNA from Myxocyprinus asiaticus (Chinese sucker), 3853 nucleotides. Its product is annotated as ras-related protein R-Ras2. Bases 225 to 833 code for a protein of 202 amino acids. The record is from RefSeq and is a predicted model, not a curated record. Gene Ontology annotation, cellular component: plasma membrane. Gene Ontology annotation, biological process: signal transduction. NCBI's taxonomy places the organism in Eukaryota, Metazoa, Chordata, Actinopteri, Cypriniformes, Catostomidae. Gene Ontology annotation, molecular function: GDP binding; GTPase activity; GTP binding. The transcript is spliced from 6 exons.
GCACAGUCAGGGCGUAUGGGCUUGAGGCAGCAGUGAAUGCAUUUCCCCGCUGACUGUGGUCGUACUUUCCUCAUCUCGUACGGAUUACUACCGAGUUCACACCACGAUCAGUCGCCGCUUUGCGUUUCCCCGCUACAUUUCCCCAUCUGAAGGCCUGUCACAGAGUACAGUGGCUCGGUGUGUGUGUGUUUAGACAGCGGCGAGAGAGCAGCAGUGUGUCCCCGAUGGCUGGCUGGAAGGACGGCUCAGUGCAGGAGAAAUAUCGCCUGGUGGUCGUCGGAGGUGGUGGCGUUGGGAAAUCAGCACUGACCAUUCAGUUUAUCCAGUCAUACUUCGUCACUGACUAUGACCCCACGAUUGAAGACUCCUACACAAAGCAAUGUGUGAUUGACGAGAGGCCUGCACGGCUGGACAUCCUGGAUACUGCAGGACAGGAAGAGUUUGGAGCCAUGAGAGAACAAUACAUGAGGACAGGGGAGGGCUUCCUUCUUGUCUUCUCUGUCACUGACCGGGGAAGCUUUGAAGAGAUCUACAAGUUCCAAAGACAGAUCUUGCGAGUGAAGGACCGGGAUGAGUUUCCCAUGAUUCUAGUGGGUAACAAAGCUGAUCUUGAGCAACAGAGACAAGUGACCCAAGAGGAGGGCCAGCAGCUAGCCCGACAACUCAAAGUCACAUAUAUGGAGGCCUCAGCUAAGAUCCGUAUGAAUGUAGACCAGGCUUUCCAUGAGCUGGUUAGAGUCAUAAGGAAGUUCCAGGAGCAAGAAUGCCCACCCUCGCCGGAGCCCACGCGCAAAGAGAAGGACAAGAGCGGCUGCCAUUGUGUGAUUGUCUAAUUGGCCUCUCACUGCCGCCAUUCACCUAGCUGCUGUCACCAGUCCCUGUCCCCCACCCUGCCUUCUGACAUCACAUCCUAUUUGGAUGAACUCGCUGCCUUUCUACAUGUGCAUGUCUUCAAAACAGCAGUCUCUCUCAUAGCCUUAUCAGGGGCAUUUCCGGCCUCUAGGACUUCACUACUAGAAGAACCAAACUGACACAAUCUUGAUCGAACUCACCAUUCUACCUUCGACUAGAGUACUGACAUCAAUGUGACUUCACAAAUAGAAUAUGGUAAACGUGCCCCAACACUAAACAUCGCUUCUUACAAAUUUGCUAUAAAACACACACAAUUCUUUUUUUUUUUUGAAGGAUUUAUUUCCUCUGCCUUGUGACUUUUGCUGAUCAAAAGACUUAAAAAAAAAAAAAAAAAAAAAAAAAGACUUAAAAAAAAAAACACCUUUUGAAUUGUUGAAGAGUAACAAUUUUAGUCACUGACCUUUCAUGAGAUCUAAAGUGAGAUGAUGUUCUGAAGCUUUGUGUGUGUUGUGCCAUAUCUGUUUUUACUUCCAUAUGCUAAGCAGCAAUUGUACAUACGUGAAGAUUUGUGUGAGUCGAGACCGCCUUUAUAAUGACAACUCAAUUGCCAGAGUACUGUGUGUGAGAUUGAUGAGCUUGUUUUGACAUGCAUUAAUACAAUAAUGUACUUGCAUAAAUGUACAUAGAUAGAUAGCCUCUAACAUUAUGUCCUUUGUCAGCAGUGAUAUCAAUUACCUAACUUUUAUUUUGGUCAAGAUACCAUUUUAUCAUCAGUCUUUUUAGUUUGUAAAGGGCCGUUCAGACCAAAUGCGUUUUUGCUCUAAAAAAUCUUAACGCAGCACAAAGAAUAGAACAGGAUGCAGGCGUCUCAAGAUGCACUUUUAAAAGUUUAAGUUCUUUUUAACUUGGCAUGGUGUCUGAAAAUGAUGCGCUCCUGUGUGUGACGGGAAAAAAAAAAACAUGGUGCAACGGUCUAAGAUUACCGUCUUGCUCUUUUUUACAUAGGAAAACAAGCGCAGACAGACACAAUAAUGUGUUUGGUGUGAACGUUCUCUAAGGCUUCUUGGCACGUAUGGAUUUGCAUUUUUUUAGUUCUGUGAUCUCAGAUUGUGAAAUGUAUAAUACAUGACAUGUUGCCAGAUUGUUCAAGCCUUUUUGACUCUCAGCUCAGAUUUCUACAGACUAUUUUCAGACUCGGGUUGCUCCAUUUACAGCGCUUUUACAACGUUCUUACAAUGUGCAACGCUUACUCACUAGGAGUGCACAAUAGGCUAUUCUGUUCUGUACUAGGUACCCAACAAGAUCGAUGAUACAGAGAAGUAGUCUCUAAACUAAUCAUAUCUUUGUUCUGGCCUUAUAUUUCAAUUUUGUUUUGUAUUGGUUUUGAAAUGUAUUUAAAUGACUGAAACAGCACGAGGACAAAUUCAAAUGGACAGUGGAACUGCUGACAUCAAAGGCAUCUUUUAAAGGAACAGUUCAGAAUUUCUGUUGUUAUUUGCUCACCCUAAUGGUGCUUCAGACCAUAUGACUUUCUUUUUUGUGUGAAAUACAAAAGGAGAUAUUUUAAAGUAUGUCACAUUUGCUGAUUUCCAUACAGUAGCAGUUGAUCAUGACUUUCUUUAAUAAUCAAUGAGGUUUAAUGUUAUUGGUGCGUGGCCAUAUUUGAUUUGGGCUUUGUAUACACGAGCUGAUCAAUUAUUUGAUUUGAGUGAAUAAUGACUUAAUUUUUUAUCAUACAACGUGAUCGUGUGCCUUCAGAAGACUUGGAAUAUGAUGCAUGAGUCUGAUUGCUUUUGCAAACUACUUUUAUGACACUUUUGGGUGUUUUUUAAAACUUUAAAGUGAGUCACUAUCAACUGCUAUUUUCAGUAAGAUCUGUAAUCUCCUUUUGUGUUCCGCAGAAGAAAGGCAUAUGGGUUUGGAAAGACAUGGGGGUGAUUUAUUUUAUUUUUUUGGGGGGGGGGAAAGUAUCUUAUCACAUCAGAGAAAAUGAGUCUUUUGGGCCAUUUUUGCAUCCAAUGCAUUUUUGAUACAAUCCAGCAGAAGUGCGCAAGAAUUCAUACAUCAGAAAUCCACAUUCCCUCAAGAGUGGUCUGUUUUUAAUAUGGUUUGAGUGCAAGGUGAGGUUGAUGUCUCUGUGACAUUCACACUUCAUCAUGGUAUUUCUCAUGUGUCAGUCUGACAGCUGAUCAUUUCCUUCAUACUCCAAGGGUUCGUAUCACUAUUGCAUCAUGUCACAUCUUAUGUUUUGUCUUCCUUUUUUCAGCGUGCAUUUCUGUUCGAGGAAUACAAAUAAACUAUUUUAGUUUUGUGUUUUAUCAUGUAAUAUAAGAAAAAAGAUGGAAGUGAUCUUUUGAAUGGACAUGAUUAAAUGUUUUUAUUAUAUACUUUUAUACAUUAUUUUCUUAUCAGGCUAGUAAUGAGUAUUUUUAUAUGUUUGUAAGUGAAAAUGCUCUUGUGGCACAACUAUGUGUAUAUGUAAAGAGGAGUAUUUAAUGAUCUCAGUUUGAGAUCAACAAUAACAACAAAAAAUAAAUAGGCCAAUUGAUGUUGAACUGUAGUCAAAGACCUUUCCAGCUUUGGUGCUCUGAAGCUGGUUAUCAGCCCCUGCCCAAAAAGUUGUCCACCUCAUAGACCAUAAUUCAGGCCAUCUCCACUGGUGAAUUCUGGGCCAAUACUUCAGUCAUAGGCCCUACUGUGACGACUCGUUUUAAGGUUUAUACCCUACCUAAAAAAGCUUGUCCUUUAUACCAGUCACCAACAAAACUGAUCAACGUGAAAGGGAAAGCUUUGCCAACACUGUUUGGGUUUGUGCUGUUCAGUAUACGUCAUGGUUGAGCUAGUGAAAAUAGAAGCACAGCACUAAAGGAUGGAACAAGUGCAGGACUCUUCCUCUUCUUAGCAGAGUCUGUGUACAUCUAAUCCAUACUGUGUUUUAUUUGUCACAUCUUUCCCACUAUGUAUAGCCUCUGAUGGUAUAAUAAAAACAAUAAUUAAUGUA